Durusdinium trenchii is the source of this 3375-nucleotide messenger RNA. NCBI's taxonomy places the organism in Eukaryota, Dinophyceae, Suessiales, Symbiodiniaceae. The record is from the annotation of a GenBank genome assembly.
AUGAACUUCGCCAACCAAACGGUUUGGCUCAAGCUGAGCAGGGCUCACGAGAGCCAGCUGCUGCCGCUGAAGCGCAGGAGCCUCGACGUGCACAUCGAGAAGAUCGAAGAAGGCCACCGCUUGAAGAGACAGCAGAUCAAAAGUUGGACCGGUUGCUCAAAGAGCAACGAGCAGCUCGGGCCUCGUCACUACCUGCAGAAGAUGAUCUUGCUGUCCGGCGCUUGGCUAUGCACCCUACGGCUGAGGGAAAUGAAUCUCAAGGAAGAAGAAGAGAGGGAAGUUUGGCACCUCAACCUGGACAUCAUGGAGGGCAUCACGAUGCAUCAGCUGGCCAGCUGGCCGGGGCUGGAGGUUCUGAACUACCUCAAGGACCAGGUUCGGGACUACCUCAUCCACCAGGAGGCGGAUUCUUUGGUGGGCAAGGUUCUUUGGCUGGAACUCCACAUCAACCUGGAGCUCCACACGGUGAUCCAAGAAUGGGCACGCCUGCAAGCACAAGUGGUGGAGUUGAUGGUCGUGGAACUGCAACACAUCCUGGGCUACCACAUGGUGAUCCCUCAGGUGCAGGUGGACCUCCCGGGUCAGGACCAGAUCCUCCCCCAGGCCUUCAUGGUGGACAACCUCAUGGGGAGGCUCCUGGCCCUCGACGACUACGUGGCCGAGGAGAAGAUCGUUGGUGCCUUCCUGAUUUGGACGAUGAUGAGCAGCGGUGAAGGUUGUGAUGAUGGUCCACUACCCACCAAGCUGGCAGAUCGCAUUCGCACUUCAAAGUCUUGGGCCGCUUGGGCGCCGGGACUUGUGGCUGCAAUCAAGGAAUCGCUGCGGAGGUUGCUUGGCGUUUUGGAGGAGGAAAGUCGAAGUGGUGACACCCACAACAUGUCCAAAAUGGACCUUGCAGCCUGGCACCGACACAUCAAACAGGGGCACAUUCCCUUUCGUGCUGACUGCCGAAUCUGCGGUGAAGCGAUGGGCUGUGAUAAACCUCACAAAAGACUUGGGGGGAGUGCAACGAAGUUCACUAUGUCAGCGGAUCUAUGUGGACCCUUCCCUGCUGGUCGUGACCUCGGCACUGGAGUGACCUGUAAGUAUGCACUGAUCUCUACUGUGGCCGUGCCCAUCGUCUCAGAGCUUCCAGGCGAGGUUGCCGAGCCCUAUGACACUGCAGACGACGUCAAGCACACUGAGGACCUGCCUUGUGAUCCUGAAGAGCGAGAGAUGCUCUCGGAUGAUGAAGUUCAGCGGCUCAAUGAGUUGGCACAGAUUGAAGAGGCCCAAGAAGCUCCUGGACACCAAAAUAUCACGUUUGCUGAGGUGAUCCCAGACAGAACUGUGGAGUCUUUGGUCCGUGCCCUUUCUCGACUACAUGCCAAGUACCGCAUGCUGGGCAUCCAAGUGUACCGCCUCCACACAGAUCGAGAACGAUCUUUUGCCUCAGCGAUCAUGGAUUUGCAGGAGGUGCCAUCAAUCAAGCACCGCAUUGUGGGGAAACAUCCACCACCUCUACCUGACCAUCCUCUUGCUGGAGCCGUGGGCGCCUUGUAUGAUAAGUCGGACCCAGCUCUUGCUGCAUGCCGAGCUGGGGGGGAGGAUCCUUUGCCCUUUUUGGACGAGUUUGGCUGCUCCUUGGCACUUCAAUGUGAGGAUGAAGGGGAGUCGGAGGAGGUUGUUGGAGGCUCCACGCCCAAGACUCAUGAUCAAGGUGAUCAAUGUCAACACCCUGACCUUCCGGGGGAGCUGGAAGAUCCUAUGUGCUGCUCACGACAACAGGCAGAGCAGUGGCAUGAACUUGAACAACAACGUCACUUGGCUUUGAAGCAGCUCUGGUGUCAAGGUCUUCGAGAAGUUGCAGUUGGUGAAGACGCUGGGAGCGUUCAUGGCAGCUGGCUUCGUGAAGUUGAAUUGCUGCUCCGAGGUGCUGAAGAUCAAUUGUCGUUUCAGCAUUCCUCCUUGCAGAACUACAAGAUGGCUUCUCUGGCUCCAAUGGCUGGUUCAACUGAGGUCCCAGUCACGGUGCUCCAGACCUACACGGUCUCACUACAGCAGGUCCGCAAGGAGUUGGAAAAAUGGAAGCCUCCCUUGCGUGAUGAAUAUGGUCAACUGGUCUCAUCGACCCAGGCAAUCAAGCCAACUACUGAAGAAAAGUUGGUGCUCGUCGAAGCUGGAAUAUGUCCUCCCACCGAACUUUGGGAGAUAUCCCACGCUGUCUACGGGUUGAACGAUGCCCCGGCAAAUUGGUCGCACUAUCGCGACAGAGAACUCCCUCAGCUGCGGUUCAAGGCUGAGGGUCACGAGUACCAAUUGGUCACCACGCCCGAGCCUAACCUCUGGAAGCUUGUCAAAGUCUGGCCUAACAGCAUCCCUGAGGACGACACGUCGGAGGGCUUCUUGGCAGUGUACGUUGAUGAUAUGCUGGUUGCUGCUCCAAGUCCACUGGCUCAGGCAGUGAUUGAUGGAAUCAGGGCUCGUUGGCGCUGUUCAGAACCGGAGUGGGCAUCGUCAGAAAAGUCCCUUAAGUUUUGCGGCUUCGAGAUCAAGUGCCGCCCAGGUGAGGUCAUCCUGAACCAGACCUCCUACACUCGAGAUCUCCUUGCGCGCCACGAAGGUCCAGCCACCGUCCAUGUGCCGGACUCAGUGCUGGGCUCAGCGCGCAUGGCAGCAAGGCCGAUGGUUCCGACAGAGGAGCAGUGGGUGGGCUACAGUUUUUUCCGUGACAACCCACCUCAACCUCCGCUGCCUGAACAUGCCACCUUGGAUUCACAAACGAGCUCUUCAACCCCUGCUGGCCAGACGACGGGAAGCUCCUCGACACCGACGCCACCUGGACAGUCGCUUUCGACCUCGCAGGUCAGUGCGUCAUCGGGGCCUCCGCCGGUUCGACCAGAAGAUGAGCUGCUGAGAGGGAUCAGGAGGGUUCGAAGAGGCUCAACAGAUAGCUCCACAGGAACACCAACGAGCACCUUGUCCUCGACGAUGACGGCAUCGACUCGCGGCAUGGAUGCUAUGGAAGCACCUCUCACUCUCGGCUACCUUGGCCGAAUGAGGGGACAGGAGAAUCGAGGAGAGAGGCCUGCGCCACCCAACAUGCAGGUUCCUCUUGAGGAAGAGCGGUCGGAUUGGAUCCUCUCGCUCCAUUCCGAAGGUUUGCUGCUUGCCCGGCAUCCCAACUUGCCGGAUGAAGCGACGCCUCAAUGGUUGGGCAUUCAAAUGCCUGUGGCUCGGAGCUCGCGCCCUGCCGGCGCUGGACGACCAAGUGAGGCCUCCAGGCCCGCGGCUCGAAGUGAGGGCAACAGGCCCGCGGCCCGAAGUAGUUUGGGUCCCAUGCCCAUCAAUGAAGAGUGGGAUUCUGAUGGAAGCUAUGAGCUUCUGACGAACUAG